AUGUCAUUUGUAGAUAUCCAAUCAGAUGAUGCAGCUUUCUUUGCCGAUAUUGAUGCUUGGCAAAGUGAAGAUGAAUUAGAAUAUGAAGAAGACGAAACUCCUAUUUUUAUGGCCGAAGACCCUAAUCCAAAUACCGUCCAGACUUUCCAUCCAGAGGGUAAUACUGUUCAACAGGUUGUAUCUAAUCUUUGUGAUUCUCAAGGUGUACAAGAUGAACUUGCUAACGCACAAAAUAUGAUUGAUAAUCGUGAAACUAUUGAUGGUUCCGUAUUGCUUCCUUUUAGUCAAAAUGAUUUGAAUAUUGAUGAUGUGAGAGAAGGAGAUGAAAGGGCCUUUCCGCGUGCCACUAUUUUAGGUGAUGAUAAAUUGAUUUAUCUCAUGGAAUUUAAACGGAAACUGUACAAAAGAUUCAUUUAUCUUCAUGGAUUAAUUAUUGAUAAGGAUGGCAAAAUAGUUAAUCCCUCAGCUAGAUUCCAAAGGAACAAUGGUCAAGUCAUCAAAUUUCUUAAAGAAAGAAAACACCCUUUUAUUAUCUUAGAAUCCGUAUAUAACAAAGAUACUAGUUUAUUCCCAUUCUAUCACGAGGCCCUAUGGAAUUAUGUUACUCCAAGUUUCUUUCAGACUGAAACUGUCGGCACUGAUGCUUUUCAAUACAGAAGAUAUGUCCUGCACCCAUUGAAAAAAUCAUCUUAUCAACAAAUAAAGGGGGCAUUGGUUACCAUUGGUUCUAAUCAAUCAUUUGUAAUUCAUGUUCCUUAUGAUGAUUUCUCCAAGGAAAAUAUAGCUGUCACUUAUGAAGCUCCCGAAUAUACCCUGGUACAUACCGAGAAUCCAAUUGAUCAAUCGUUCCAAGGUUUGACCUUCACUGAAGAUGACUUUAAUUAUCUUUAUAAAGGAACAAUUAAAGAAAGGUCUGAAGAAGGAAUGAAGAUUUAUGCUAUGAUUUAUAAAAGGGUGAUUGGAAAUUCUGCUCAUUCUCAAUACUUUGCUAAGUCCUUUCAUGUGCCUAAAGAUAAGGAGUUUAUGUAUAGAUAUCAUCAACCAGCUACAAUUGAUAGUUAUGCUGGUCUCUUUGGUCGAUUCUAUUGUAUUAUCAACUGUUUUGAAUGUUUUGGCUUUAUUGGGAAUAGUUAUUCUGAUCAAUGUAAAGAAUUGGUGGCUGCUAUAAUUAAAUCGAAAAGCAAUGAAGCUCGUCUUGAGAAAAUGAUUGAUUUAUUCAUCUAUUUCAAUACUGAAGAUGGUGGAUCCUUUUUGAGAUGUUUAUUAUACCCUUACCUAAGAAAGUUAAAGAAUGGAAAGUACUUUGGAACAACAACUUUAAUGGUUAGAUUGGAUGCCAUCAAAAACUUCUACAAGUUUGCUAUAUUCAUUCGCUCAUCUGAAGAAGAAAGGACCGCUUUUUCUUUAGGAGAAAACUGGCCAAGGAAGUAUAAAGGAUGGAUGUUUGUAUGCGAGUUGUAUAAGAAUCUAAUGAAUAUUCGUGGUGAUGGGCUGAUGAAUGUAUCUGCUACAGGAGUUCCUGGAAAAUGUACUGUGGAUGGUCAAGAAGUUGAUAAAAAUUAUUUGGUUGAAUCGUAUUACAAAUCCGCAAUUUUUUAUCAUGAAAAAUUUCAAGAAAUUUGUCGUAUCACUGGGAAAGAUAUUUUAAUAUCAGAAGUCUUUCAAAGAUAUCAAGAUGUUUCAAAAUAUGAUUAUCAAAGGAACGCUUUAGGUGAAAAUGUCUUUAAUAGAUACUUUUCCAUUGAAAAUCUUUCUGAAUCCCAAAAGAGCAAAUUGCUUAAUGUGAUUGAUGACAUGUCCAAAGCUCUAGCAACAAUAAUUUUCAUGACUUCAGCUAAUACUUUUCGCUCAAGCGAACUCCUUUGGAUUGCCACUCAAGGUGAUAAUUAUCAAGAUCGAGAUUUGGUUUAUUUACAUGGGUCUGUGGUUAUUAGGCUGACCUACAAUAAGAACAGGUCAUUUAAUCGUCGUUUGCGCUUCACUACAAAGUUAGUAACAAUGUAUAUUGUUAAUCAUGUAACAGCUGUAAGAGCUUUGUACCUACAGCUCCUUCAACCCAAUUAUCCUUCACUUACGACUACAAUCUUCGAUGUACAAGAAUUAAGAGACCCAUCAAAAUCAUCUGAAGUUUUUUAUAAGAAGUUUUUAUUUGUUAGUCAACAUGGACGGUUGAUUACUUUGCUGGACUUGUAUGCUUUUCAAGCUAAAGUUUUAGGUAUUAAUCGACGUGACGUUUUAGGAAUUAGAGUCCUUCGGCAAGCGAUUACUAUGUUUAUACGUGACGACGUGGAAGUAGGAAAUGAAAGAUACCUUUUACUUUUGAAAGCAAUAGACGAUAAUAGACAGGGACAUACUUUCUUAACAGCUGAGAGUGUAUAUGGUAGAGAAAGACAUACUAAUGAAUCUAUGCAUCUCUUACAAGAUGUGAAGUUGAUGAUUGGAUUUUUCAAUGACUUUUUUAGAUUUUUAGGAAUUACACAUUGGUCACCUAAUGGAAAGUUACUUGAGGCAACUAAACCCAGAAUAAUUCCCACCAGUUUUAAUCAACUUCGUAUUUUGUUGACGGAAGAUAUAUUAGAUGCAGCUCAGAUGAUUUUACCUAAUUUUGAAUUCAGAAAUCCCGAUCAGGCUACAGGUGUUUCAGAUGUUGCUUAUGGCCUUGAAUCUAAUAGGUUCAUAUUAGCUCCUACAGGUUUUGGAAAAACGUUAAUCUUUUCUAUCCCGCUAAAAGCUUUUGCUCGAUAUCACGAACAAAACCCAAAAUCGUUUAGCCGUGUAUUAUCAGUUUUGAUGCUUCCUUAUUCAUUUCUAGUGAUUGAAAUGAUCGAACGACUUGGCAGUUAUUUAAAUGUACAAAAUGUAAAGGAUUAUGAAACGUUUCUUCCUACAACGGAUGUAUUGGUUGGUGUUUACAAUGAUUUCGUUAGACCAGGUUUUAUUAAUUUCAUAAGAGGAUUCAAUUUACGAUACGAAUCAACUAAUGUUCUUGGCUUAAUAAUCAUAGAUGAAGUGCAUUGUUUGUUGGAAGAAUUUGCUUUUAGGAAAUUGAGAAAAUUUUCUGGUGGGACUUUAAAUCUUUUCUGGAAAAGAAUCUAUCUUAGUGCAACAGUAGAAUAUGAUUUCAAGGAGGAGCUUUCAUCAACUUUUAAUUUACCUGAACCUCAACGUCUUAACUUU
Messenger RNA from Hemisphaericaspora subhashii, 3177 nucleotides. Its product is annotated as DEAD/DEAH box helicase family protein. The transcript has a single exon. NCBI's taxonomy places the organism in Eukaryota, Fungi, Ascomycota, Pichiomycetes, Serinales, Debaryomycetaceae. Gene Ontology annotation, molecular function: nucleic acid binding; ATP binding. The record is from RefSeq and is a predicted model, not a curated record. The annotation marks the transcript as partial.